UCAAACACAGAACCAGGAAACAGGAAACUCUUCAGUUCAGAGAAAAUGAAACUAAACUGUAGUUGAGCUAUUGUGUGUUUGCGUCUCUGUAUUCAUGCAGUAAAAUGGCAGAAGCCAGAUUUUCUGAAGAUGAGUUCAUGUGUCCAGUGUGUCUGGAUCUCCUGAAGGAUCCAGUGACCACUUCCUGUGGACACUGUUACUGUAAGAUCUGUAUCACAGACUUCUGGGAUCAGGAGGAUCAGAAGAGAGUCUACAGCUGCCCUCAGUGCAGACAGACCUUUAGUCCAAGACCUGCUUUAGCUAAAAACACCAUGCUGGCUGAAGUGGUGGAGAAACUGAAGAACACUAAUAUUUCUGCUGACUGUUACGCUGGAGCUGGAGAUGUGCAGUGUGACGUCUGUACUGGAAGAAAACUCAAAGCCAUCAAAUCCUGUCUGGUGUGUCUGAACUCUUACUGUCAGAAUCACCUUGAACAACAUGAGAGUUUGUUUAAAGGAAAGAGACACAAUCUGACUGAUGCCACUGGACGACUGCAGGAGAUGAUCUGCCAGAAACACGACAAGAUCCUUGAGGUUUUUGUUGUGUAUUUUGUUAAUGCUGUUAUUUAACUACAUUUCC
This is a messenger RNA of Megalobrama amblycephala (Wuchang bream), 618 nucleotides long. Its product is annotated as E3 ubiquitin/ISG15 ligase TRIM25-like. NCBI's taxonomy places the organism in Eukaryota, Metazoa, Chordata, Actinopteri, Cypriniformes, Xenocyprididae. The coding region runs from base 105 to 608 and encodes 167 amino acids. The transcript has a single exon. The record is from RefSeq and is a predicted model, not a curated record.